Messenger RNA from Aspergillus nidulans FGSC A4, 408 nucleotides. RefSeq names its product RidA family protein. The record is from RefSeq and is a predicted model, not a curated record. Bases 1 to 408 code for a protein of 135 amino acids. Lineage: Eukaryota; Fungi; Ascomycota; Eurotiomycetes; Eurotiales; Aspergillaceae. The transcript is spliced from 2 exons.
AUGUCCCAUCUUCAGUACUUCAGUUACAAAGGAUUCGGAGAGCACAUGCGCGAGGCUCUAUCAUAUAACCAAGCUGUACGUAUCGGUGAUCGAAUCGAAAUAUCUGGCCAAGGCGGCUGGGACCCCGAGACACUCCAGGUUCACUCCGACCUAUCAAGAGAGACAGAGCAAGCAUUUGCCAAUGUCGACUUAGCACUGAAGGACGCAGGCGGCAAGGGCUGGUCUCAAGUGUACCGAGUCCGCAUUUUUACCACUGAGAUAAAAAACGAACAGGCUACUGGCUUCCUGGUUGAAAAUCUUCGGAAGUGGAUGCCGGAUCAUAAGCCCGUGCUGACAUGUGUUGGGGUGUCUGAACUGGCGUUGGAAGGCAUGAGGGUCGAGAUUGAGGCAAUUGCUCAAGUUGUGUAG